UGAACAAAGAAGAGAAGAAAGAAAGGAGGGUUUUCUUUCCUUGACAAACCUUGUUUCUGCGUAGUGUAUAUAUAUAUAUCUAUAUGCAUACUCUUGGGUCUAUCAGAAGCGCAUAUCAUUCGCCAUGCAGCCGAGCGCAAGUCUCAAGAUCCGAGAAACAAACUUACGAAGGGACGCGCGAAACAAGAACGAAAGAUUUGCAAAUUUCUCUCCUCUGAUUGCGACAUCCCUAAGAACAAGUAAUUCAUCAGUGAGCACCUCGAUCAUGCCAUAUCAUGAUAUCUCAUGAUAUCAAGCGCUAUGGCGCCAUGUCCCCACCGGAUGAGAAGCUUUCAGGUUUCCAGACCAAACCGGACUGAUUCCUUAAGUUUAGGUCCCGGACGGGAAUACGGAGUACAUCCAUACGAUAUAUAACUUACGGGCCCCGCAAGCGAUCUGCUCCCCGCUUGGGCCGCUGUUCGCAACCAACCUAACCGAGCACGUUGUUGGUGAGUGUUGGUGAAGGGCGGCCUGAACCCCGGCCAACAAGCCCGAUUGGCCAAUUACAUCCGGUUCCUGUUCCUGGCCGUGGUUUUGGCUUCGGAUACCAGCGGGCCGAUUAUGUUAGAUGGGAGAAGUUGUAUAUACGUUGGACUGUACAUGUUUGUAUGAGUGUUUGGCUGGUGAAGUUACAUAGAAUCAGCAGUGAAGGAUAUAUUUCGCUGCACGCAGGGAGCGGAGAGAUAAAAGACAAGACGUCGAAAACUGAGAGGGAAAGGCGAGGAUCGAAAAAAAGAAAAAGAGACAUAUUUAUGUCCUUCAUCACUAAUUGUCACGUCUUUGAUAAGCUGUGGGGACCCCGGCAGGAGCCCUUGGCCAGCAAGAUUAGGCAGAGAGAAGAAGAACAAAAAGUUAAGACGAGAAGUAAGAGGACCCGGCGGGCACUUAAAGGAAAAGCAUAUAUAACUACUGCGGAGGACGGAGGACUGUCUUGGUUUUCUGGUCUGAUAUUUAACUACCACUGGACUGUAUAUCCAAACAACAACAACAAACAGCAGCAACCCCCUGAAGACGACAGUUCUACAUCCAAUCAACACAUCCACAUAUACGGAGUAGUAUAUUAUCUCACGACACAAAUACAUCUUCAACAGGGCUAAUCUAGCGGCCGCCGUCGAAGUCACUAAUCGAGUGGAGUCUCACCGCCCUCAUGCCCCCUCCACAUCCACCACGCCGUCGUCCCGCUGCCUUGUAUCAGCCAUGCGCUAACCCCUCGCUCUGUCCUCUGCACCCCUCUCCUCAUAAACACCCGCUUGUCUGCUCAGGAUACAACAAUGUCAAGAAGACUGUUAUUUCUCUAAAAGGCCAGCGAAUUGCCCGACAAUUUGUCACCAGGACUACUACCACUACUUCUACUACUACUUCAGCCCCCUCGGCGCCAAGGGCUCUUCGGCUAAACGCCAGGCCAGCCGCGGCUAAGCAAGGAGUUGUGCUGGAAGACGAGCAAGAUCCCUUCAUGGCAACGGUUUUUCUUCAAUUCUGUCCCACGUGUGAGAGACAGAUUAUGAUUCCAAGCGAUUCAAUUCUCUACUGUAGUGAAAGCUGCCGUCGAAAAGAUUCAUCAAAACCUCUAGACCUCUCCCACCUCACAACUCGCAAUAUGACUUCCUCGAAAAGAUCUCCGCCAGCAUCCCCGCCGUUCACGCCCAAAGCCAUUGUUGCUCCAAUAGCUCCCACGCAGGCAGCAUCAUGCUCAAAUUCUCCACUCCAAAUUCCCGUGAAAGACCUUGAAGACCCCCCUUCAGGACUGGACCUCCCCAAAUGGCAGCCAAAGAUAAACCACCAGGCCACCAAUGCCCUGACAUCCACAGAAGCAUUCCGCUAUCUGUCCUUAUUUCAAACGACAAACCCUCCCAGCAGCGUCACAAGCAGCUGCAGUAACAUCAACUGCAAAACUACAGACGACAACGCUACUCAUCACAACAUCAACAACUCUACGACUGCUAUGAAUACUACUACUAAUAAUAAUGCCGACAAUGGCACCACCCAUCCGCGUCCCGUCCCGAUAGCCUACCGCAGCUCUACCAGCAUCUCGACAACGAGCGGCCAAAGCACCACGCAGGUGCCGUCCCUUGCGCAUUCCCCAUCAACAUCUGCCGCGUCUUCAAUGCUAGACAGCCCUACCGAACCAAUGGCCGCAUAUAUGCCUACCACCAUCACCACUCAUGCACUUCCACAGCCGACAACACACCAUCAACGAGUGUCAUUGCCUCCCCGUCAUAAUGCUGGCAGCGACACGAACUCCAAACCCAAUUUCGACCUCACCAUGCCGUACAUCGUUGCAGACCCAAAUGACCACGCCUCGGGGCCUACAAUAGGUGAAAAUGAGAAUAGGUCGGUGACGGCGGCAGGUACUGUCGGUAAUGGCGGUGAUGGUUGUCUUCUUCGAUAGGAGAAUAUUGGGCGGGGGAAGUUCGUGGAAUAAUCUGCCUCUUCUGCUUCACCUUCGUCUUCUUCUUCUGCAUCUGCAGUAGGGGCGCAUGGCUUUAAUUGUGAGAAUUGAUAUAAUAUCUCGGCAAAGGGAGCCGUGGCUUGGCUUGACACACACAACCCCUGUGUCUAUUUUUAUCAGUAUGCAUGACUAAUGAUAAUGAACUAUGUUGGUACACUGGUAAACCCCUUUAUUUUCGCUAGGGCCCGCCUAAUAUUUUUAAUGGCAUACUAACCAUCAUUAUGGGGUAUAUUAUAUAUAGCAUUCUUGUGUUUGAAGACAUGUUCUCAUCAUCAUGGAAUUAAUAAUAAUAAUAAUAAUAAUAAUAA
This is a messenger RNA of Blastomyces gilchristii SLH14081, 2796 nucleotides long. RefSeq lists its product as uncharacterized. The transcript has 3 exons. Lineage: Eukaryota; Fungi; Ascomycota; Eurotiomycetes; Onygenales; Ajellomycetaceae. The record is from RefSeq and is a predicted model, not a curated record. Bases 1187 to 2428 code for a protein of 413 amino acids.